This is a messenger RNA of Macadamia integrifolia, 1574 nucleotides long. RefSeq names its product formamidase-like. The coding region runs from base 25 to 1311 and encodes 428 amino acids. Lineage: Eukaryota; Viridiplantae; Streptophyta; Magnoliopsida; Proteales; Proteaceae. Gene Ontology annotation, molecular function: hydrolase activity, acting on carbon-nitrogen (but not peptide) bonds, in linear amides. The record is from RefSeq and is a predicted model, not a curated record. The transcript has 7 exons.
UAUUCAUCCUCCACUGGUUCAGUAAUGGCUCCUACUACUCCAAGACUAGUAGUUCCCAUUGAUCUGAAGAAGAAACCAAGGGAACAAAAGGUACCUCUUCACAACCGUUGGCACCCAGACAUGCCCGCAGUUGCAGAUGUUACAGAAGGUGAGAUGUUUAGAGUUGAGAUGGUGGAUUGUAUGGGAGGAUCCAUUGGAGACAAUGACAGUGCCCUUGAUGUUAAAGCCACAAAUCUCUUUGUUGCACACUAUCUCAGUGGACCCAUUCGAGUAUUGGACAAAGAGGGUGUGCCAGCUAAGCCAGGUGAUCUUCUUGCUGUAGAAAUCUGCAACUUGGGACCUCUUCCUGGAUCUGAAUGGGGUUAUACAGCAACAUUUGACAGAGAACAUGGGGGUUGUUUUCUGACUGAUCAUUUCCCUGCUGCAACCAAAGCUAUUUGGUAUUUCGAAGGGAUAUAUGCACACUCCCCUCAGAUUCCAGGUGUUCGAUUUCCUGGUAUAAUUCACCCUGGACUUAUUGGCACUGCACCAUCAAUGGAACUCCUAAAAAUAUGGAAUGAAAGGGAAAGAGAACUUGAAGAAGAAGGCCACAAGUCUAUGACACUUUCGGAGGUCCUGCACCAACGACCAUUUGCAGACCUGCCAACACCAGAAGCCUGCCUUCUCGGAAAGAUUGAAGAUGGAACACCUGAAUGGCAGAAAAUUGCAAAGGAGGCUGCAAGGACAAUUGCUGGAAGAGAAAAUGGAGGAAAUUGUGAUAUCAAGAAUCUCACUCAGGGUGAUGGUGAAGUUUCAUUCUGUGGAGCAAUAGAGAUGGAUGGAUUUCUAGAGCUUAAGUGUGAAAUCAUAAGGGGUGGAAUGCACGAGUACCUCACAUCGAUGGGUCCAACUCCUCUUCAUGUAAACCCAAUCUUUGAAAUUGGUCCUGUUGAACCAAGAUUCCCUGAGUGGUUGGUAUUUGAGGGUGUCAGUGUAGACGAGAGUGGAAAGCAACAUUACAUGGAUGCAACUGUUGCAUUCAAGCGAGCAGUACUCAAUGCCAUCGAUUAUAUCUCUAAAUUUGGAUACUCUAGAGAACAGUCCUAUCUUCUACUAUCAGCUUGCCCCUGUGAAGGAAGGAUUUCAGGAAUAGUUGAUUCUCCCAAUGCCUGUGCAACUCUUGCAAUUCCAACUGCUAUAUUUGACCAGGAUAUUCGCCCGAAAUCUGGCAAAGUACCAGUGGGACCCCGGGUGGUGAGGAAACCUGAUGUUCUGAAAUGCACUUAUGAUGGAAACUUGCCCAUCACAAAGAACCCCAGUGCCAGAGCUUAAUUGUUGUCAGAGAAACCAAGAUCUAGAAGUUCUAAUAGUUGAUUGCAUGUUUCAUACAGAAACUAUGUUUGGAUAAGAGGAUUUGCAGGAUCCUUAAAAAGCUAGAAUUAAGAGAGCUAAACCCAUCCUUGUACACUUCAAAUAAAUGGAAUCAUUCAUUCAUAGGAUAAUUAUAUACAAUAUUGUAACGUGCUUAGAUGUUGAAACUUCUGGUACUAAAAUGAUGAAUAUGGAAUGCUGAACACCUUAUACAUUUUCCUUUA